Molecule: messenger RNA, 10610 nt
Organism: Dreissena polymorpha
Lineage: Eukaryota; Metazoa; Mollusca; Bivalvia; Myida; Dreissenidae
Product: adhesion G protein-coupled receptor L3-like
Exons: 22
Coding region: 689-4156 (1155 amino acids)
Biological process (GO): adenylate cyclase-activating G protein-coupled receptor signaling pathway; cell surface receptor signaling pathway
Cellular component (GO): membrane
Molecular function (GO): G protein-coupled receptor activity; carbohydrate binding
Source: RefSeq, a predicted model, not a curated record
AUAUCAGAGGGCUUGGAUAACGAUAGUAUUCAUUGAGGCGAAGGCUUUCAAACAGUUGACUAUAGACUGUUUAACUUUUUAACUGUGUUUAAUUGCCAAUGACUUGACAAAUACGAUUUUGCGUUGUGUGUUUUGGAAUACUGUUGACACUUUUUGGACUUUAAAACGAGUUUUUUAACAUUGGUGAUUGUUAUAGGAAUGUAUAUACUUUGGUAUAUGGACAAGUUAAAGAAAUUAGAUGCUUUGUGUUGUCUUUUAAUAGUUUUGGAGUCAUGUGCAUCAUGUGCCUGGAGGAAGUAAGCGGGGAAAAAUCAGAUUGACUGAUCCAGUUUUAGAAAAUAGCAAUUACAAUUGAAAUUUGUAUGAGGGAAAUAGUAUUGUUGAGCAGUGAAAAGUAUGAAUACUUAUCCUAUAAAAGAGAUCUUAUUGUGAGACUGUGUGUGUGCUUUUCCAUGGUUUCCAUGCAAUUGUGUUGAGUAUUUUAAUGCGGAUAAAUAUAUUUAAUUGUGUGAGGAUUGGUGUUUAGUGACACAAUAAGAAAGUUAAGUGGUGAAUAUUGGAAAAACUUACAAAACUAGGACUUUAAGGUUCAGUACAAACAGUGUUUUAUAUUAAGGAGGAACAGCUAAAGCAAUGUGAGUUUUCCUCCGCAAGUUGUGGAUGAUAUAUUAAGGGAUUAUAACAAACAAUGGAGAAGUUCACCCUCUGGAUCGUUAUCCUGCUAGACCUCACUUGUAGCCUGGCAGCUGAAUAUCCAGCAGAAUACCCGUCCAAUAAGCAGAAAAACAUUUCGUUUGCAUGUGAGGACUCAUUCGUGAACCUGCAGUGCAAGGAGGGUCAUAUCCGUGUGCUGCUCGCCAACUAUGGUAGAUUCAGCCUGUACAUCUGCGGGAUGAAGGGCAUUGACAGGGACUGGAACGUUCAGUGUAGCGCCAAGGACUCCAUACGCAUUGUUUCAGAAAAAUGUGACGGCAGGAAGAUCUGCUCCUUCCAGGCAGCCAAUCACAUGUUCGGGGGAGAUCCGUGUCCUGGCACCACGAAAUACCUUGAGGUUCAGUUUUAUUGCGAAAAAGAUGACACAACAAGUUCUUCAACAACAACUCAGAGCACCACCACUACCACAGCUACCACCACCAGUACCAUCUCAAAGAGCACCUUGCCAUUUAACCUUGAAACGACCCCUGAGUCAGAGGUCACCACUGUGUCACAGGGCCAAGAUAAGAAACCAGGGAGGCCAAUCUGCCCUGCACAGGAAAUGGCAGGCGUAAAAUGGCCUCCAACUCAAAACGGGCAGACACGAAAAGUGAAGUGUCCCAUAGGAAUGAGUGGUGAUGCCGUGUGGCAGUGUGGGGAGAAAGGAUCAUGGCUGGGACCCCCAGAUCUGACCAACUGUGUGUCCGAGUGGAUGACUGACAUCAAUGAUGCAAUUGACAGUGACAUGCCUGUGGAGAAAGCUGUGACUUCUUUGAAUGCCAACAUCAGGGGGAGAGAAUUACAUGCGGGUGACCUAAAGAAGGCUACAACGCACUUGAUUCCUGAGCUUGUGAGAAAACUGAAGAUGCAGAUGACAGGUGAUAAGUCGUCUGCUUCAAGGGACAUGGUGCAUCGCUUCAAUAAGGAAAUUGUCAAGUCUACCAGCAGCUUGCUUGAUAGCAGUCAGAGUAAGUCAUGGCAGACUCUGGACUCGAGUACGCGCAAGAUGUCCGCCACCUCCCUGAUUGUCUCCCUUGAGCAGAUGGCAUUGGAGGUCGCGGCAACCUUGAACACUAGCGAUAGUAUCUCCUCGUGCGAACAGAAUAUUGUUAUGGAGGUGAGCGUGCUAAAGCUGCGGCAAGUUCAUUCUCCCAUCCUGCGUCUUCCCACAAUUCAAAGGGGUGUCGCUAAGGACGACGGUUACCGUGACUUCAGCUUACCAUUGGACAGCGUGAUCGGACUUGAGAACACUGACGAUGUCACUGUCACCUAUCUGUUCUACAACAACAUCGAGGCACUCAUGAGCCCCGGAGGUGAUGAAACAGGGACAAAAGAUGGGGCAGACAACUCCUCCAUGGUUAUCAACUCUAAGGUGAUCUCAGCCUCAGUCUCGAAGCAUUCGGAGACAGGAGAGGGACCAGUCGGGAAGACCCUGCUGUCACGCCCCAUGACCUUCACCCUGUCACAUAAUGAGCGGCUCAAGGACAAAGUGCCUGUGUGUGCAUACUGGGACUUCAGCAAAAGCACUCUGGUUGGCAAGUGGUCUACGGAUGGCUGCAGGGUUGUGAAGUCCAACGACGCGUUCACGACCUGUGAGUGCAACCAUCUCACUAACUUUGCCAUUCUGAUGGAUGUCUCUGGCACCAAGUUGGACCGGUUCCACGUGAUGUCUCUACAGGCCAUCACCUACGUAGGCUGCACGGUGUCCAUCGUCUGCCUCUUCAUGUGUUUCGUUUCCUUCUCCAUAUUCAGGAAUCUGGAGUCAGACAGAAAUACCAUUCACAAGAACCUGGUGUUUUGCCUCAUGAUUGCAGAGUUGCUGUUCUUGUUUGGAAUUGGACAGACAGAUUCAAAGGUUGGCUGUUCGGUGAUCGCUGGAUUCCUCCACUUCUUCUUCCUCUGCUCGUUCUCCUGGAUGUGUCUGGAGGGGAUCCAACUCUACUUCAUGCUCAUCGAGGUGUUUGAGGCAGAGAGGUCCCGUGUCAGGUGGUUCUACCUCUUUGGCUAUGGUGUACCUGCCCUGAUCGUGGGCAUAUCAGCAGCUGUGGACCAUACAGGCUACGGAACUGAGGCUCAUUGCUGGCUGAGGACGGACAAUUACUUUAUCUUGAGUUUCGUGGUACCUGCUGCGGUCGUGGUGAUGAUCAACAUUGUCAUGUUGGGUAUAGCCAUAUCCAUGAUGUGCCGCCAUGCAGGAGUCACUGCGUCAGCCAUCCAGGCAAGACAGAAGGGCAAGCUGGAGAAAAUUGCAAACGGUAAAAACAGUAUUGUCAGUGAGGAUUCUGCAAGUGUGUCGACCGUUGACUUGCCGACGUGGCUUAAGGGUUCUGCAGUGCUGGUGGUCCUGCUGGGACUGACUUGGAUCUUCGGCUUCAUGUACGUGAACGCUGACACGGUGGCCAUUGCGUACAUGUUCACCAUCUUGAACUCCCUGCAGGGACUCUUCAUCUUCAUCUUCCACUGCUUCAUGGACAGGAAGGUGAAGAAGGAAUGGCGGCGUGCCAUCUACAAGGCCAGGUGGCUACCAGUGUGCUGUCGGGUCAAUCUGGGUGGUUACCAAGGCAAUGUGUCCUCACCCACACCCACCUCAUCCUCUGGAAACUACUUCAUGAGAUUCUGGAGUGGCAGAAAGCGUAAGAGAUCUGAUGGCUCAGCUACUGGCUCGGCUAAUGGAAAACGUCGGAGCAAUCUGGAUAGUUACCUAAUAUCGGACUCCAGCAGUGGCUGUACAGUGAGGACAGCCUUGAAUCGCUAUAGCAACCAGAGUGACAAGCUUCUUCCCAAUGGUCAGAAUGUGUACAGUGCCAUGCCGACGCAUUUCGAGGGCGAAAAUGUAAACGACCUGUCAAUACAGGAUUGCUCUGUCAUAGACAGCGAGUUUGUGAGCGAGUAUUGUCAGAACAAUCUACGUGUUAUUAACGAAAAGCGUGAAUAUUCGUCGGGUUCAGAAUCUGAUGAUGACAAAGAGAAAAAACUGAGCAAGUCAGUGGAUUCCAUUAAUAAGGAUAGACUUUCAUUGCUGUCCAAAGAUUCUAUGGCCAAAGUACAUUCAGAGUUCACCUCUGAUAACGAAGAAUCAAAAUUGAACUUGGCACUUUCGAAUCAAACGUACGACCCUUCAGGGGAUGGGGACACUUUGAAACGGUCUGACAGUGAGCGAAACUGUAUCAACAAUCUCCUGUCUAUGUACAUGAGUUCAGAGGGUGAGAGAGGUGUUCACAAUCCUGCGGAACGUAUGAGCACUUCCCAGCAGAAACUGGAUAGCUUGGACAGGAAGUAUAUCCAUAGCAACACGAAAAUGACUAAAAGUGCCCCAGAUUUAAAACUGGCAUCCCGGAGUGUGAACCAGAAUGAUGUACUGGAUUCAACCACUGAACCAUUGCUGGGCACAGUUUCCAAUGACACAGAUGUUGUUGCUAAAGUGUUGGAUACAAAAACAGUUCUUGAGUCUCGCAUAGAGUAAAUAUACUUAUCAAAGACAAAAACAUGUGUAAUGUUGUUUGUGCUUUUUCCCCAACAUUUUAUAAACUUCUAUAAGUGAGUACAUUAUGUGCAAGCAUAUGCAGAUAACACAUGUUGUCUGGGGACAAGUUGCUGGACCAUUUACAUGGUAACGGCGAUUUCUUUUUGCUCAUAAGACUUUGGACUCAGCUUUCUAGUCUGCUUAUAUACCCUGAUGUAUUCUGGAGUAUAAUGUUUAUGUGGAUUCAUUGUAACAUUACGUAUCUAGCAUCUAUCACAAUCUAAAACAGCAUAUGUUAUAUAAUAGUUUGGGUUUAUCUAAAUAUAUUCAAAAGAACACAAGCGAAUAUAGUACACCAAUGUUUGUCACUUAAUCCAAAAAGUGUGGAGCUUCCUUAAUAACUUUGUGAGUUUCACUCUGUGACAAAGAACAAUCACUUUGUAGAAGCCAAUGUCAAUCCUGAUGACCAUUUUUGUGACAGACAGACAGACAGACAGUUUAUUUCGACUUGUACAAAGUACAUCGUCAACAACACAUAAUUAUAACAGUACAGUUUGUCAAUUGUGAUAGGAACAAAGUUUUAUACAAAUUUACAAAUCAAUUACUAAGCAAAUACAGUGGCGUGAUUACAAAUUAAAUAUAACAACAGACAAGAAAGAAAAAAAAAGAAAAAAGGAAAAAUGAAAAGAGGAUGAACAUUUAAACAUGCAUAGUGAUACCAGCAUAAUAUGUGCAUGUUAUUAGGCAUUUUCUGCUCUGGAUCUCUUGUUCAAAUCAUCAUGCCUACCGUUUGCCAUAUUGGAAAAUCCCAGAAUGUAUGGUGAUUAUCUGUGUCAAUUUACUGGUAGCUUCAUCUCAUCACCAUAUAGCUGUUGAGAAGAGGGAAAAAAUAGGGUGGCUUAUUUUAGUUUUGGAUAAAUACCUGUAUGUGACAGCCAACCAACUUCUAUGGAAAUGGCAUUUUCAGAGAGCCAGUAAUAAUAGUGCUUCAAUUUGAGGUGUCAAAAAAUUAUAAAAAGAAAACUUGAAUUUGGUGAACAACCUUGUAGUGUUUUCCAUAAAUAUGUCUAUUAUGAAAGAUAUAGUGAUAUGUGUUUCAUGUAAAGUAGUACAGUGCCAUUAAGAUGACAGGUCAGUAUUAUGUGUACUUUGAGAGUAUCUCAUUCUUUUGUACAUUUGUAAGUGAUAUUUUUGUGUGCAGUGGGUAUUUCAUACAGUCACACUACGCGCACAUUUUUGGUAAUAUGAAUUAUAGUUAUACUUCAGCUAGAAGAGAUUUUACAUUUUUGAUUAUAUAUCAAUGUAUAAGGAGCAAACAUUGAUAAACCCUUACCUUGCAAUUGUAUAUAAAUUUCUAAUAAAAAAAAUAGUUUGCUAAUAUUUAUUAUAUAUUGUUUGUGUUUAUUUUCAUGAUAAAUAUGUUUGUAAUUAAUUAUUUUGUGUAUGUUGUAAACAAGAACCUUACUUUCAUAAAGAACUUUCUAUUUGUAUCACGUCUUUUAUGUUUAUAUACUGUUGUUAUGUCUUCAAGCAUUCCAAAUGUUUGUGGUUGUGAAAAAUCUGUAGCUAUGUUUUACUAUAACAAUCAGUUGAGUAUGAAGGACAAUUUGGUUUGUCUUUAUCUUUAUUUUUCCUUCUGUUUAACCCUUUCCCACUCAGAAGCAAAGUGAAAAUGGCCAUGUGCAAACAGCAUAAAACCAGAACAGCAUGCAAGCCACUCACAGUCUGUUCAGGUUUAAUGCUGUUUGCUGCUCAUCAGUACCUUAGGGUUGGAAAUUAAGCCUUUAAAACUUGAAUCUAGUAAGAAAGGUCUUUAAAAAAAAAUAACUUUCUAAGGGACUGCAUAUGGGUGAAAAUAAGUAUCUAAGUGGUAAAGGGUUAACAGGUAUGGGCAGAUAUUUUAAAGUGAGAGCAGUAUCAAAUUGAAUUGAAGAUUGGUACCAUAUUUAAUUUUAUACAUAAGCACUAAUAUACAUAAGUUUAGAAUGACUGACAAACAUUGUCUUGAUUUAUGAAAAAGCCAUUUAUCAGUCUUUAAUGUCGUGAGAGAUGCACAAUAGUUUCAUAUUUACUUACAUGUACUAAUUAUAUUUAUAGAAAGUAUAUCAGCUUACGGUUGUGAGAAAUAUGACCUUGAACUUGUCUUUAUAUAAUUGUCAUUAAAUAAUGCAGAAUGUAGAAGUGUACUAGUUAUUCUGAUGACUUUACAAAUGUGUCUUUUUGUAAAAUAUAAUGUAGAAGUGUACUAGUCAUUCGGAUGGUUCCUUCCACUUUAUCUUUGUAAAAUCAAUUAUAAUUCCUUUGUUUACUGUCUAUAAUGAUAGUUGUCACAGUUCGAUCACGCUAACUGAUUACAAAACUGGUUUAGUAUUUCCUAUUUGAAAAAGUGCGUAUCAACAAAAAAUGUUCAUAGUUGAGGUCAAUAAUAACAAGUUAGAACAGUAUCUCACAAAAUAUCUGGGAAAUUAAUUAGUGAAGCAUUUAGUUUAAUUGAAAAUAAGUGGAGCAUACUUUAUUUUGUAAUUGGGAUUUGUUGAUUUCAGUUCAUUUUGCAAACAUAUUGAUUGCCUACAUUCCUAUAAUUGUCUUCUACCUGUAAAGGGUGUCUACUGCCAAUUUGUUUACGCGAGCCACUGAUGUGAUUCAAGAGGGAUUUUUCUGAAGAUUUUCCGAAUGUGUGUACUAAUAAGAAUUGCUCUGUCUGAGUGCUUGCAAUAUACUUUUUAGUAGAAUGGACUAUGAUUCUCAUAGUGAAGGUUUUGACAAUUAUCUUGAACAUGUGAACUGUACAGGUGACCUUAUGUGGUAAAAAAGGUAGAUGUACAUAUUGGCAAUUGGUAAAGACUUUAUGAAAGAAGUUUUCAAUUUAUUGUUUUUUCUGCGCACAUAUAAAAUAACUCAGUGUUGUCAUUAAUAUAAAAGAAAAAAAUGAAUUUUCACCUUAAAUAAAAAUCAAUAUGUUACAGCAACAGAAAGCGUGUAAAAUGUAAGCGCUGAAUUUAAACUUUCAUGAUGGAAGAUUAUGUGAAAAAACAUUAAGCUAGCCUCCUGAUUCCAUAUUGAAAUAGCCAAAUAUAAAAUAAUAUGCAGUUAUCAACAAUAAAGCUCUUAUGUUGGCUACAGUUACCAGUACAUGCAAUAACAGCUAAAGAUCACAAAUUAUUAAUAAUUCCUAUGUAAAUGAAUGAAAUUACUCAAUGGUAUUAAUUUUUUUGUAGCAAACGUUGUUUUACUGUACAUUUUUUGUUUUAGGUAAUGUAUCAGAUUGAUAUUUAUUUUUAUAUUUUAAACACUAUUUUAAAAACAAAGUGUAUGCAUGUUUAUAGAUCAAAAAAGAAAUUAUGUAUGCCAAAAUGUGAAGUGAUGUUGCACUGUUAUGCCAAAUACAACACCCCUUGUUCUUAGAAGUCAAGGUCAUAUCUCAUUCAAAGGUUGUGAAUGUACAUAGUUUUCUAUUUUCCUUCAUUAUUGAUUCCUGUAUGUAUUGGUCUUAGUUUGUACAGGUAUCUUUAAUUAUGCUGUUUGGAUCAUGUUUAAAUAGUGUGUUUUUAUGAUAACACACGUUAUGUAUUUCUAUGUAUUAUUGUUAUGUUCUUGUAACUUAAAUAUGAAAACAAGUUGAUUAGCUGCAUACGUCUUUUUUUUUUAACAAAUUCAGUAUAAUCUCAAUUGAAUAACUGUAAGUACAUAAGAGAGUGAUUAAAAUAAUGUAUUUUAUUUUUUCUUGCAUUAGUGUAGUUUUUGCCCCUACCGGUUUCACCGGAGGGGACUUGUAGUUUGCGCGUCUGUGAUUCUGUCUGUGGGUCUGUCUGUCUGUCACACAUUUCUGGAUCCUGCGAUAACUUUAAAAGUUCUCAAUAUUUUUAUGCCCCCCUUUGAAGAAGAGGGGGUAUAUUGCUUUGCUCAUGUUGGUCGGUCGGUCGGUCCGUCCGUCCGUCCACCAGGUGGUUUCCGGAUGAUAACUCAAGAACGCUUGGGGCUAGGAUCAUGAAACUUCACACGUAUAUUGAUCAUGACUCGCAGAUUACCCCUAUUGAUUUUGAGGUCACUAGGUCAAAGGUGAUGGUCACAGUUACUGGAAAUAGGCAUUUUAAGGAUUUAGCAUGGUUAAAACAAGGGAAACAACUACGGUUUAUGCAUGUUCUUUUUAUUACAGAUUUGCCUCCCUUUAAUUCAUUCAAAAUCUCAUUUUACAGCAGAGAUUCCAAAUCUGACCUGUAAAUGAGCCCCAUAUUUACUGCCAGUGCUAGGUUACCUUUUCCCAUUUGAUCAUUCCUAAGUAUUGGUAUUGUAAUGCUGCUACUGCUGCUGCUACUGCUACUACUACUACAUGGUUCAAACAAAAAUCUCAAACCUAAAUUCAAGCACUUUUCAAGGACUUUUUAAGGCCAAAUUUUCAUUUUCAAGGCCGAGAACCGUAUGUUUGUUUCCUUUAAAAAAUGCAUUUUCAAGCCAGAUUAACACAGUAUAUAUCAUUUAUUUGCUCUAACACAUUAAACUAAUUUCACAAUAAAUCACUUGUGUUAUUUCUAAUUAUUACAUACACAUAAAUGUUAUCCAUCCUUAACUCAAUGAGUCUCACAUAUGUAUUUACUUUUUAAAGUUAUUACAAACAAACACACUGUCUCUUUAUAUGCUCACAUCAAACAGACUAGUUCAUUUCAUUUAAACAGAAGUCAGUUACUAUAACAUUUUGUAUUUCACAGGGUUGUUGUUGUUAAUGUCUGUUUUAGAUUGCACAAUUUUAACAAUAGCACCUUCCUGUUUCACCAAAAAGUACAAUGCAGGACCCCUGUUUGCUUCUCAAUUUCAUGUUUUCUUUGUGGGUUUCCCCUUUAUCGUGGCUUUUCAAAGCGCUUUCACCCAUUCCCCCCGACACCAAUGGUCUUUAUAUAGACCCAACAAUGUGCUUUUCAAAUGUCAUUUGUUUUCUGUUCCAAGGAACAUUCAUAAGUUUCGCGCAAAACAUAACGAUAAACGUCAUUUUGACCACUUGUUUAUGACCAGAAAAUAGCGCCAUGAAUAUUCAUGUUUAAAGAAUGUUAACGUAUCGUAUAAGUUGUAAUUAUUUAAGCAUUUUUCUGCAUAUCAUCGGUGUUUAUGACCAGAAAGUAGCGCCAGGUCGAAUAUUCAGUUAACCACUCUGGUUGGAAACGACACUUCCCCAUCGCUGAAUUUUUACUCGCGAAAAUUGAUCACAAUGGCGAACCUCUGACGUAGUACACAUAAUCUGUGACGUGUACACUUAAUGUUUCGUACCCAAUAGUGUACGAAACUUAUAUUUUGGUACACAUUUUUUGCGCGAAGGAAUUUAUGAUAAAUUUUCGUAAUAUUUUCCUUAAGAACGAUUUAAGUUUAUGGCGAUGAUAAAAGUAAUUUUGAACAAAAUAACAAUUUUCAAGGCUUUUUUACAUGAAAUAAGUACUUUUCUAGCACUUUUUCAAGGCCAACCUUUGUUCAAGGGCUUUUCAAGCCUAGGACUCGUUUUCAAGCACUUUUCAAGCCCUGUGCGAACCCUGUACUACUACUACUUCUACUACUACUACUACUACUUCUACUACUACUACUACUACUACUACUACUACUACUACUACUACUACUACUUCUACUACUACUCCUACUACUACUACCACCACCACCACCACCACCACCACCACCACCACCACCACCACCACCACCUAUUCUACCAUGUCUACUAUUACUACUUCUACUACUACUGCCACAACUACUACUACUUUUACUACUACUACUACUACUACUACUACUACUAUUACUACUACUUCUACUACUACUACUACUACUACUACUUCUACUACUACUACUACUACUACUACUACUACAUCUACUACUACUACUACUACUACUACUAUUACUACUACUACUACUACUACUACUACUACUACUACUACUACUACUACUACACCACCACCACCACCACCACCACCACCACUGUUCACAGUGACAAAAAAUGUAUUCACACAAUGGCUGCUACUACAACUUAUAGCCCAUAUAGGGGGGCAUGCAUGUUUUACAAACAGCCCUUGUUUCAUGAAACUUGCAACAUGGAUAGAUGGCAAUAUUGACAUUAUGCAGGUCAUUUCAUUUUGUUCCUACGUCAAAAAUUGUGGUUGAUAUGGCAACAACAAAAAAAAAAUUGUGGAUUUUCUGACAAUGGUGGAACCGGUAGGGGACCAUAUUGCUUGACAAUAGCCUUGUUUUUUCUGAGGUAUUUAUAUACAACAACUUUUCUUGUACCAGAAAUUAUUAUUCAAAUUAAUAUAGAAAUAAUAUAUUUGUUAAUAUAUUAGCCAAAGAUUGCUUAAUGAAAGUGCUUUAUUGCCGUUUUGAAACCUAUAUUUUAAGUUGUUUUCCAUGUAUGUUUUGUUUUUAAGAACAUUUGUUUUAUUUGAAAUUGAAAGUAAAUAAAAUAAAUUGAGCAAAGUAUUCUAAUGAA